Funneliformis mosseae is the source of this 6462-nucleotide messenger RNA. The record is from the annotation of a GenBank genome assembly. NCBI's taxonomy places the organism in Eukaryota, Fungi, Glomeromycota, Glomeromycetes, Glomerales, Glomeraceae.
AUGGCAACUUUGCGGCAGAAAUGGGCUAUUCACAAAAAUUAUCGCAAAAUUCAAACUUGUUGGCAGGAGUAUCGUUCCGUCUCGGAUAAAGAUGAUGUUCAAUUAAUGAUUCAAAAACUUGAAAAUUUUCUCGACAUUUUUCAAGAAGCGUACAAAGAAUGGAGUGCAUCUGGAAUUAUUAUACCAACCGAUUUCUCAUUGGACAAAUUAUACGGUGACUGCUCAGAAGUAUUAAAGCCAGAUCCUGGUGUGGAAAGAGUGGCCGAUUUAGUUAAUAAGGCGUUAAAUGUAGCAGAAUUAAUAUUAAAGGACGAAAAAUAUCGGCAAUUAGUUGCCAAUACACCUAAUUUAAUUUGUCGAAUCUUAUUAUUAUUGGAAAAGUUAAAUACAACGGAGGCUAAAAAAUUAACUUUGAGAGUUAUUAGCACGUUGGGUGAAAAUGAUUUGAAUAAAAUUGAGAUAGGCAGACAUCAAGGUUUCAAAAAAAUCUUACGUUUAUUAAUUGAUGACCCUGAUUUGACAUCGGAAAUUGUUAGAACUAUAAAACAUUUUCUUGAGGUUCGAGAUGAAGACAUUCAGAAAAAUGGUCUAAGGAUUUCGGAUAUAAACAAAAAGAUAUCAAAAAGGCAAAAUUAUAUCAAUAGCAAUAGGAAUGUUGAUAUAGGCGAGAAAUUAAAAGGAGAAAAUCUAUUCUCUCAAUAUGAUUCUUUUGAUAGUGAUUUCAAUGAAGAAGAAAGGGAUAAUGUGAAUACUUUCUUUGGUAGUUUUGUUGGAGGAAAAGUUUCAAGCAUGGUUGCUGAAAUACGUGAAUUAGUAUUUACUGAGCUUGGUAGAGUUUUUCCAAAUUUGCAUGCACUUGCGAGUGAAAUUUUGGUCAAUCAUAGCGAUAGUCUUAAUGACAAAAGGAAAAUUUGUCCCUUCAUACCCACAUCAGAUAAAAUCAAAUCUACAAUACCGCGUUUUAAUCUAAUAAAAGAUUCGUAUAAUCAUAAUGAUGACAAGUUAGAAAAUAUAAUAUCUAAUAAAAGUGAUUUAAAUGGUAACGUUAAUAUUAUGACAUAUCUGGAAGACGAGAGUAGUUCUUCAGAUUCAAGUAGUAGCGACAAGAGAUGCUCGGACGACUUGGAUAAAUACUCUGAAACAAGCGCCUCAUCUGUUGCAACAAAUGAAAGCGCGGAGGAAUAUAUGCGUGUACAAGGUGCCCUUCGAUCUUUGACGAACAUAUUAUCAGAAGGUUUAUCUCAAUCAAAUAUGACAUCAGUCUCAAAGUUGGAUAUCAUAGAGACAAUUUGCAAGUUGUUGUUUCGGAAUACGGCAAACCAGGCCGAAUUUCGUAAGAUGGAUGGUUAUACGACGAUUUUUAACGUACUUGAUCAAUUUCCUGAAAAUGGAGCGAGAGAACGCGAAAGUUUUCUCAAGGAUUGCUUUAAUGUUUUUUUUAUAAUAAGUCUUGAUGGUAGUGAGGAUAUGGUUGUUGGCAAUGUUGACGCAUUUAAUCUCAUAUUCCGCACGAUUGUCUCAUCAUCUCAACUAGAUGUGCGGCAAUAUGCUCUCAAUUGUAUUCAGGAUUUAAUUACGAUAAAUUGUCUUAAUGUAGUUGCCGCGUGGAAAGUUGGUGGAGUUGAUACUUUAAUAAUGAUGUUAAAUUCAGCCAUUCGCGUGAAUGAAAGUAUAAAUGAUUUAUUCCGAGUGUUGAAACUGAAAGAAUUAUCUCAAGCAAGCUUGGAAACUUUUGCCGAUAUAAGAUAUGAUAUAACGGCUGUUGAUCCAAAUUCGCCGUCCUUAUUUUCUGCCAAAUCACCAGUUGCACAAGCUGUCGAUCUAAAUCCAAUAUUUCGUUAUUUAGUGGCUGUAACAAGGUCAUUGGAAUAUAUGGCAGUCAUUCUAAGCGAAAAUAAUUCUUAUAUACUGAAAGAAUACACGCGUAUCUUGAUGGAAAUUUGCUUACCGUCAAAAUCCAUUGUUGUUAAUAUUAUUUUGCGCAGCGUAUCGCGUUUGUUGACUGACCUCCUUAGUCGAAAUAAGGACGUUGAAAAAAACCUUUUGAGCAUAUACUUACAGUUUAUAAGAGAUAUAUUUCAAAUGUCCAAGUUUGAUGGCUUGGCUUCAGAUCUAAGUAACCGUGUAGAGUCUGAAAUUAAAAUGGACCCAACCUUGAAUGAGCUUGAUCGGGUUGUGAUCGCUGAACAGAAUCUACUUCUAUUACAUAUCGUUGGGUUAUUGGUUGAUGCUACAGGAAGAAAUAUGGAACUUUUUGAAGCUUUACAAGGGUUUGAAACGCUCCAUGAUGCUAUAGUUCUUUCUAGUUCAUGUGUUGAGUGUGUAAAUAAUGAUAUUAAUCUGCAAGUUGGCUUAGACAUUCAAGACUUGUCUAUAAUGAAAGAUUAUCCUGGAUUAGAUGAGGAUAUCAUGGUUGCAGAUAUGGCCCUUUGGUUGUUAAGAGAAUAUAUCGUUUGCGGUUUGGAUUGUAUUGAGAGUUGGAUGAUAAAGUUAACAAAAUAUAUUCUUGCAAACAUCAGUAAAUCUGCAACAAAGUCAUCUAAUGCGUCCGAGGUUGACACUAUUGCAAGUAGCAAACCUCCAGUUACUAUUAUUUCUUCACUGCUAAAUCCAAAAUAUCAGUGUAAUUCUCUUCAACGUCCAAAAAGAGCGAUCUUUCCCUGGCUUCAGACCAAAGUAUGCAACGUUGUAUCCUCUGUGCUUCGUAAGAGUGAUAAAGCAAAACAACUAUUUGGGGAAUUUGGUGGCCUAGAAGUUAUGUUAGGGAUAAUAAGCCACACACAAGAUAUGGAUGUGGCAUCUGCUGCUCUUGUAACCGUCGGUGAUUUUUUCGCUGGAUAUGAAGGUGUACAGCAAUUACUGGGAAAUUUAUUUGGAUAUGAUGGUUUCCUGGAAUUGAUCCUUUCCUCAGUAACACCUAUUGAUAAAACAUGUUGUGAAAUUGUUCUUGAAGUUGCAACGAUUGGAAGUAUCAGUCGAUCUUUAUCUCAAUGUCCCGCAGAAGCUGAUCCAUUUUUGAUCAGUAGUGAUAUUAUGCCUUUUAUUUCUGGGUUAUUAGAUCCGACUCCUUUAUUUACAGAGUUACUUAAAUUUACACAAAAGCGACAUGUGGGAUUUAAUAAACAAAGUAAUAAGCAAGAAGAGCACAAACGUAAUAACAAUCGCGCAACGGUAGGCAGCCCAACUUUGAUGAGCUUUUGCGAGGGGACGAAAAAUGGCUCUUCUUCAUCUCUUAAUAAAGUUCCGUUUGAGUCUACGAACGAGAACAAUUUAGCUAGUUUUUCUAAUGGUACAGCUAAAAUGUCUAGGUCAAGUAGUAAAAGUAGCACGCAACUUCCAAGUCCUACAUUAGCACCUACUACUCGAGUUGAACGACUUAAGACCGAAGAAAUUAUUGAACAAUCGAGUAAACAAACAACUCGCAAAAGAAGUAAUUCUCGCAACUUGGGUGGAUUCGGUUUAAAUUCAAACGCUGUCAGAUCAGAUUCUUCGACAAUUAAUGAUAAACUUCGAAAUUGGGUAGGAAUUAUUUUCCGCGAUUCAGAUGCUGCAAUGAUGGCUUUAAAACUUCUCUCUCAUAUUGCAGAUGGUAAUGACGAGAAAUUGCAGCACUAUUACUUUAAUUUAUUAAUGAUGUUGAUGGAGGUUGAUCCGCGUAAUAAAGAACUAUUGUGCGCCAAUAGAGCUUUGAAGUUUGUAAUGGAAGUUUUAUUUGUGAAAGGCAAAUGCUCAAACGAUUUCGAGCCUCUUAGGCAGCACCCUCCGUCAUAUGUAGAUUUGAUACCUGCAUUAGGGGCGUAUGAUAUGACGAACUCGGAUGUGAUGUUGUUAUUUGAAGCCGCAUAUGAUCCCCUUAGUAUGUUCGGACAUUUUUUAGAUGGAGGAAGUUCACAUAGAAGGUCAAAUUCUAGUUCAGGCGAUUCUUUCUCACAGUCUCUACCUUCACCUAAAAAUUCAACAAUUAAAAUUGAUCCUUUCUUCAUUCGUGAGAUACAAAUGCAAAUGAUUUAUUCAAUUGAGCGAAUAUCGGAAAGGAUGGAUCCAUCUUGUUAUUUUAAUUUCAAUGGAAUCGAUAGUGUGUUACAAACCGCGCCUUUGGAUAAAUUUCCUAGUAUAAAGCAUGGUUAUACACUUAGUAUGUGGAUUAAAGUUAUUGCAUUCUUUGGAGACGAAACUGGAUUAUUGUGUUAUGAAGAUAAAUCAGGGACAUGCACAACUUUCGAACUUUAUUUUAAACGUAUGGAUAGAUCGGAUCGAUAUUGUCUCUGUGUUCGAACCCAACACCACACUUUGCCACCGGAGGAUUUUGUUUUUUACGGUUUCGAUUUUCAAGAGAUUGGAAUUUGGCAUCAUAUCGUGUUCGUUCAUUCCAAAGAUAGUACAUCGUUAAUUGUUGAUGGAUCUAUGAUACAAUCACAUAAUAUGUUUAAUUAUCCAAAGAUGACGGGCAAAGAAAAGAUUGUUGCUGUUAUUGGACGUCGUGGAAAGGAAAUCAGUCCUUGUUUACAAAAAUCGCCUAAUAAAGAAUCAAUUAACAGUCAUUUCUACGGACAAAUCGGUUCUAUUUAUUUGUUCAGAGGACUUUGGGAUGAAGAAAUAUCAGAGAUUGUUUUCAACCGAGGUCCGGCCUAUUCUAAGAAUUAUCGUUUACUCGGUGUAGAAAAUAAGGAAGUAAUGGCCAUUCACCCACAAUCAUAUUUGAACAUUGAGCAAAAAUCCAUAAUUGAAAGUGAAAAGUCUCGAAAAAAUUCGGAUUCGAUGAGUUUUACAAAGACGGCUGGGAGAAUGGAAGGGGGCUGUUCUGUGCACGCUACUCGUUCCAUGAGAGACAUCAUUGAACAAACUGGAAGAAUAGAUCAUUGCUUCCAAAUCUUAUAUAUGGAUCCACAACAGCAGCUGGUCGGACUUCGAACAAUAUCUAAUUUGCUUUACAAGAGUCCACAAAAUGUUGUUAAAUUCACGGAAAGGCAUGGAUUUGAUACGAUCCGUCGAUCCUUGAGCAAGGAUCAUAACGUCUUAAGUCCUGAACAUUUCUAUGUUUUGUUGGAUAUAGUUAGUGAUGGCGUGAUGAAAAAUAACCAAAUGCUCAUUAUAAAUAUCGAUCCUCUGAGGGUGGUUAUCGAUCUUUUGGCUGGUUGUAAAGAAUCCGUACAAUUACCUGUAGUACGUACUUUGAUGGAUAUGUUGAUUGAUGUGCCCGAGAAUCUCAAAACAUGGCGUACCUACCUCGGCGUGGACGUUUUAUUUGAUCUUAUCGAUAAUCUUCCCGCAUCGCUUCAACAUUUCACAAUGCGAACACUUGAAGUAAUGAUUUUAGAUUUAACCGUUGAGGAACUAACAAAGUUAUUUAAAUAUUUGGAAAAGGAUAAGUGGGUGAACAUUGAGGUUAAGUGUGAUAUAGUUAGCAUGCUCUAUAAGAUUAUGACAUUUGACACUCAACUUGUCGAAAAAUUACGUGGAUUAAAAGCUUUAUCACUUUUAAUGCCAUUCCUUGAAGCCCCUAAUGAAAAGUUCCGUAUUACAAUCCUUAAAAUGAUGGGAAUUUUAAUGAGUUCAAAUGUUAAGCAUAGUAGAGGAGUACUUGUUAAAAUUAAUGGAUUUGACACGAUACGAUUAUAUUUAGUGAAGCAUCAACUUUCGCUAGAAUUUACACAAGUAUUAAUAGGAAUUGGAAUAAAUUUUUAUCAAAGUGAUCCAGAAUUUAAAAAUUGUUCUUUAACGAUGUUGGAUAGACCUAUAUUUAAAAGAUCUUCACCUCGAAGUUCGGAAGAUAGUAUCUCUCGAACGAUGAAUAAGAGCACCGAAGAAUUAAUAUACCCUGAAACGAUCUAUUUGAUAUUUGAUUUGCUCAAAGUAUCGGAGAAUUCCGAACUUGUAUUUCAAGUGUUGACUGAUAUAAAAAGGAUAUUGACUCCCGUCAAUAUGAGAUGUUUAUGGGAACAAAAUUGGUUAGAAUGGGUUAUAGUUUUCCUACAGGGAAGAUCCAAGAUUGCAGGAAGCACUAUUUAUAAUCAACAUAUUCUCACAAUGAUUGAUACGAUCGUGCAAAAAAUGAUGGUGUUUGAUAUUUCUCGAAAAAAUUCGACCACGUCAAAGGCAAAAGGCGCAAUUAUCAUACCACAAAAUCUUUCGGACAAAAAUUAUUCGGAGAAAUUUAUGCUUCGACUCAUAGAUAUUCUUCUUUCAUACUUUGACAAGAAUCCUAACGUUAAUACAGAAAUUUCAAUCUAUAUUUUCAGAAAUCUUGGAAUUUUAUAUCGAUAUCUUGAUGAUCGUGUUAUUACAUCAGUUCGACGUCAUUUUGCAAGUACGAUAAACAUAUUAGCAUGUCAUAAUAAUUCUACGAUACGAACUAGUAUGAAAUCUUCGGGUUUAUUUAAAAUUCGCGAUAAUUUGAUAAAAGAUUAUAAUGAUUUGGCUCCAAUAGGUGGAAAUGAAUUUGGAUUAAAUGUAAAGGUAUAA